This is a messenger RNA of Besnoitia besnoiti, 669 nucleotides long. Its product is annotated as ankyrin repeat-containing protein. Lineage: Eukaryota; Apicomplexa; Conoidasida; Eucoccidiorida; Sarcocystidae. Gene Ontology annotation, molecular function: protein binding. The record is from RefSeq and is a predicted model, not a curated record. The transcript is spliced from 7 exons. The coding region runs from base 1 to 669 and encodes 222 amino acids.
AUGGCGACAACCCACCUCAACAAGUCCGUCAUUGCCGGCGGCAGUAUCAACACCAUAAAAUCCCUGAAAAAGUACUGGAACUCGCCUGUUUCCGACGUUGACGACAAUUCCAGCGAGGCCAAGUAUACCAUGUUGCAAAUGGCUAUUCUGUUGAACAAAAAGAAGAUCGUUGAGUACCUGAUUCCGCAGAAAGACCUCGAUUUGACUACACGAGCAACAGAUGGGACAACAGCGUUGAUGACCGCGGUGGAAAAAGACGUUCCCCUCGAUUGGAUUCGUGCGAUGCUCGAACGCGGCGCUGACAAAAAUAUCAACGUUGAGGACAAUGAGGGACGAAUGGCUAUCGACCGGUGUGAAAAGGGCAGUGCUGUAUACGACCUUCUCGUCCGUUAUGGAGCGCAACCGAAACCAUCCCCUCCUCCUACCCCGCCUCCAGAGCCUGAAGCGGACAAGGCUGCAGACGCUAGCACAAUGGACAACAAUGCAGCAGGCGAUGGCGUCGCUGCUGCCUUCAAACCGGUACCGUGCCUUAUGGCACUCAGCGACCUGCCGCCAGGCCUGGAAGAACAUCCGGGCAUAUGGGCCUCAAUGUGCGGCUGCGGGGGUCGCCAAGGGAAAAGCACAAACGAGGCAGUAGAAGUGGACGAGAACGGGCAUGUUCAUGCUUAG